This is a messenger RNA of Triticum aestivum (bread wheat), 6991 nucleotides long. RefSeq names its product ATP-dependent DNA helicase PIF1. The transcript has 10 exons. Bases 4693 to 5982 code for a protein of 429 amino acids. Gene Ontology annotation, biological process: DNA repair; telomere maintenance. The record is from RefSeq and is a predicted model, not a curated record. Lineage: Eukaryota; Viridiplantae; Streptophyta; Magnoliopsida; Poales; Poaceae. Gene Ontology annotation, molecular function: DNA helicase activity.
ACUUGCCGCCCCCGCCCGCCCCGCACGGCCGCCGCCUCUGCCGGAGACCCCCUCCCGCUCGCACUGCCUGCGACCGUCGUCCCACGUCCGCUGCCGGAGACCCGCGCGGUCGUCUGCUUCACUAACAACGAGCGCGACACGGUUCUGCUCGCCGCGGCGUCUCCGGUCCGCUGCCAGAGGCUGCCGGAGACCUACGUGCCGUCUCCUUCACUGCCACCGGGCGCGACACGGUUCUGCUCGCCGUGGCGUCUCCGGCACGUCGUCGCCGAGCUGCCCCCUCGGUUUCGGUUGUUUCUGUUGUACUUCACACAUUCUAUCACCUUGUACCAACAGUGAUGCGAGGAUCGUUAGUCCAACGCAUUCUAUGUACUUCCGGAUUAAAAUUGCUGGCAAGGUCAGAUGAAAAUUGUUCAAAAAGAUAGACAAGUAUAACCUCACGUUGCAAAGGUGAGUGAGUGCUUCAUGUCAAACAAACUUUGAGAUCACCUCGUGUUGAUUAUUGAUGAUCCGUUUCUUGGUCCACCUACUUCCGCAAAUUCUCAGCUUUAUACCUAAAGAGAUGGAAGUGAAAAAAAAAAUUAGAUGGAAACUAAGGUCAGAAAUAGAUGGAAGUUGCAAUUCUUAAUGCAUAAUACAAUAGAUGUAAGUUGAAAUACAUGGAAACUAUGGUCCUGUACAUUUUUUGUUCCAGUGUCUCUGCUUGAUGUCAAACAAACUUUGAGAUCACCUCCUCUUGACUAUUGAUGAUCCGUUUCUUGGUCCACCUACUUUUGCAAUUCUCAGUUUUAUACAUAAAUAGAUGGAAGUGAAUAAAUAAAUAAAUAGAUGGAAACUAAGGUCAGAAAUAGAUGGAAGUUGCAAUUCUUAAUGCACAAUACAAUAGAUGGAAGUUGAAAUACAUGGAAACUAUGGUCCUGUACAUUUUUUUUGUUCCAGUGUCUCCAUCAUUUGUGUUUUCAAAACGCAGAUGUGCAAGAAUAUUCAUGAUAUUCGAGAUGCACAUCGGUUUGCCUUAGGGGAACGUUCCCCGUUACACGACGUAACAAACUCACCUCUAAAUGGAAAUGCAUAGAGUAGUUUUGCUGCUCAAAAGAAAAGUGGCCAAUCAUGGUACACCAGAUUGUCUGAUGACAAGAAAGCAGAGAUCCUUGAGAAGCGCCGUGUCGUCUGGCAACAGAAGAAGGCUGUAGCCGUACGAAGUCUAAACCAUGCCCAGGAAUCAGAGGCACGUGCUUCUUCUGUAGGGUCUGAGCAAUGUAUCCCUUUGACCAACAUCACCAACACACAUAUAGAUGUUACAGUAUGUACGGCUGCAAGCUCCGUGGGUACUGUUCAUCUUCAACAAGACAAUAUUUCAGGCAGAAAAAGAAGUGGACAAAGUUGGUAUGCUGGGCUAUCCGACGAGCGGCAGGCUGAGUAGAUAAACAAACAGAAGAUGGCCCGACUCGCACGGAAAGCUGCCUCUGCUGGGGUGAAUGUCCAAGUGCCUACAUCAUCUGCCCCACAAGCUUGAUCUGCUCAUACCUCUGGUCGGGCUAACUAUGGUGGUCGUGAACAUCAAUUGCAGGAAAUAGUAGGACAAUGCAUCAAACAGAAUGGUAAUGAAGGUGCAUGCAACUCCAACCGACAGCGGGUCAAAUUUGGAGGUAGACGGUUCAGAUGAUUGGUUGCACAGUAAUCCAACUUACAUACGGCGAGCGAUGUUGGCGAAACAUGUCGAAGAUAGCUCUGUUCCUAUAAGUUUUAUCUCCGGACGCUCCAUUGAACCAUUAGGUAUAGCAUACCAUAUACUUUACAUUAUGAUGUCCUUUUGAGUUCAUGAGCAGACUUCUGCUAUACAUUAUAUUGUUUCAGAUGCAUACCAUGAGAAGGACCGCCUUCGUAAAAGGAAAAAAAUACUCAGAAAUGGAAAUGCAAUAGAGAGAGUCCUUGUUGUGUCGGAGUCGUGCGUACAAGAUGGUGAAACCAAAUCCAGCAUGUGAAAAUAACCAUACAGAGGCAGCAACAAUGAAGAGGACUCCGAUGCACACGGCAUUUUCGAGCCCGUGGGGCAGACUGCUGGGAGUGAAGAAUUCUUGAACACGCAGUCCAUCUUUUGGUAUGAGCACAGAAUGAUAUUAGGAUAUUCAGUGCACAAGGUGAUGACUUCGAAUCGUACAGAGUGACAACUGAUGGUUUGCAUAGGCUUGAGACUCAUGAUCCUUGCGACUACGUCUACCACAAUCUACCCACCAAGCAUCAUGUUUUGAAGCCAAUAAAAGACUGUAUCCAUUGUGGAGCAAUGAGGUUCCAGUAUGAAGGCCCAGCCUUCUGUUGCAGAAAAGGUAAGGUCAAGGUAUUUAUCCCAGAGGUUCCUCAAGAGCUACAACGAUUGUUUACAAGUCAGUUCGACAUGGAUGCAAAGUACUUAAGACAACACAUUCGAUAUUUCAACUCCCACUUCUCCUUCACAAGCCUUGGAGUUACCCUUGACAAUCGGGUCAACACCACGGCAAGAACCGGUGUAUACACCUUCCAUGCUCACGGUCAGUUGUACCACCGUCUAGACCAUCUUGUACCAGGUGAUCACGGACCCAGGCAUUUGCAGCCGUACAUUUAUGAUAUAGAUGAAGCCUUGGAACAUAGGGUGAAACGCUCUCCAGAUCUAAAUAUCAACCUCAUACGCAAGAUUCUGAGUAUACUGGAGAACAACCUGUAUGUCGAGACUUUUAAGAGCCUUGGUUCAGUUCCCAACCUAUCAAAAUAUAAAAUUACACUGAACACAAAUAUUAAAUUGGACCAGCGGAGGUACAAUGCCCCUACAACUUCUCAGGUGGCUGCAAUGUGGGUGGAAGGUAGUGACCCGAAACACACUUUCGAUAGAAGUGUUAUAGUGCAUGCAAAAGGGGAUAGUCCUUUGUACAUCAGAGCCUACUAUGGAUGCUAUGAUCCUUUAGCGUACCCAUUAUUUUACCCGGCUGGGGAGACAGGAUGGAACCGUUGGCUGCCAUAUGAGGGACCAACUCCCACUCAUGCAGGCAAUGAGGAUGACAACGACAACCAGGACGAUGGACGAGAAGCAGAUAAAGAUGACAACGAAGAACAAGAUGAGGAUGAAGCCACUGAGUCUAGAAAAUAUGUCAGUGCGAGGGAGUAUUACUGUUUCAAGUUGCAGAUCAGGGAAGGAAUUUUUAGCAUCCUAUUGUUUGGGGGGCGUCUUCUCCAACAGUGGCUUGCUGACAUGUACAUCAAAAUGGAGACUAUGAGGCUUGAUUUCUACUCGAAGCCUUAGAAUCAAAAACUCAUACGUGUUGAGCUCUACCAGGGUGUUGUUGACACCAUUGCUUCUGGAGAGACGCGUGCUGCUCAGAUUGGAAAAAGAAUCGUGCUCCCUCGGACUUUUCCGGGAGAUGAUCGAGACAUGCAGCGAAGAUUCCUUGAUGCAAUGGCCGUCGUCCAAAGAUACGAAAAGCCUGAUUACUUAAUCACUAUGACUUGCAACCCUUACUGGGAGGAGAUAACUUCCAGACUUGCACCCGGACAAACACCACAAGACCAUCCUGACCUGGUGGCCAGAGUAUACAGGGCCAAGAUGCGGAGUCUGAAAGAUCUUAUGAUAAAAAAGAAGUACUUUGGUCCGGUUGCGGCGUAUGCUCAUGUUACCGAGUUCCAAAAAAGGGGUCUGCCCCAUGAACACUUCCUGCUGAUCAUGGCCUUAGAUUGUAAGCUAACAAAUCCAGACGCCUAUGAUAGGGUAAUCUCGGCAGAGAUCUCUAGCCGUGAGAAGUACCCUGUGUUGCAUGGACUGGUUAUCAAGCAUAUGCUCCACGGCCCAUGUGGUACUCUCUAGAAGAAUUGUCCUUGCAUGAUAGAUGGAAAUUGUGGUUUCUGUUACCCUCGACAGUUUUUCCCUGCAACACAACAAGGAAAGGACUCAUACCCUAUAUAUAGGAGAAGGGCUAAUGGUCGCCGAGUAGAAGUUAGGAAUGCGGUGUUGGACAACAGAUGGGUUGUCCCAUACAACACCGGACUGCUCAUGAGAUAUAAUUUUCACAUUAAUGUUGAAGCUUGCUCGAGCAUAAAGGCAAUCAAAUAUUUGUACAAGUACAUAUACCAGGGGCAUGAUCGUGCUUCCUUCUCAGUUAACCCGGCGACAACUGAUGGUGGUGUGAUAAAUGAGAUUCGGCAAUACAGGGAUGCAAGAUUUGUAACACCACCAGAGUCUAUGUACAGGGUAUGUGCUUUCCGUAUGUUUGGUGUCUCUCGCAACUAUAGCUGCAUUUGCCCAACAUGCAUACUGUUGCAUUCAACGGUACUGAUAACCUAGAGGAAGUCAUGAACCGACCGUCCUCUUCCAAAACCAUGCUCCCAUAAUUCUUUAGAAUGAAUGAGGUGGACCCUUAUGCACGAAACUUCUUGUAUAAAGAGUUCCCAGAAUUCUUUCGAUGGAUUAAGGGUAAGAAAAAGUGGCAGAAAAGAAGCCAAAGGGGCCCGAGACAAGUUGGAAGGAUUGUUUAUGCACACCCUGCUGAUGGUGAGAGGUACUUCCUGAGAGUGCUUCUGAAUCAUAGAAGAGGUGCCACUUUAUAUGAGGAUUUGAGAACUGUAAAUGGAAGGCUUUGCUCGACCUUUAGGGAAGCGCGUGAGCUCAUGGGCCUAAUAGAGACUGACAAAUCUCUAGAUGACUGCUUGACCGAGUCUGCUACUUUCUAGAUGGCCUGUGCUCUAAGAAGGCUUUUUGCAACUAUUCUUGUGUUCUGCGAGGCAACCAACAUCCGUGCUUUGUGGGAGAAGCAUCUAGAGUCAAUGUCUGAGGAUUACCAUCAUACCCAGUCCAACCAGGCUGCGCUGGAACAGAUGGUCCUUAGAGACAUCCAGGAUUUGGUGCAUUCGAUGGGCAAAGAUAUUAAAAGCUAUGGCCUCCCGGAGCUAGUUGAGACCGAUGAUGGUUCCGGCGACCUCCUAAGGGAGGUUCGAGAGGAGUUGUCAGUCGUUGUGGAUCGAGAGCAUUUAGAUCUAUAUACAUCCAUGAACAUUGAGCAGAGGGCUAGGUUUGAGGAAAUCUUGAAUCACAUGGUGAACAACAGGAAACAGGUUUUCUUUGUUGAUGGUCCUGGUGGCACGGGGAAGACUUAUCUCUACAAGGCGCUUCUUGCUAAAGUGUGUUCAUUGGGGAAAAUAGCUAUUGCAACUGCGAUAUCCAGUAUAGCCGCAUCAAUCAUGCCCGAUGGACGUACUGCCCACUCCAGGUUCAAAAUGCCGAUCAAGCUCAUGGAUAAUAGCAUCUGCAGCUUCACCAAGCAAAGUGGUACUGCAGAGUUGCUUCGGAGAGCGUCUCUGAUAAUCUGGGAUGAGGUUGCCAUGACGAAGCGUCAAGAAGUUGAGGCAUUGGAUAGGUCACUACGUGAUAUCAUGGGAUGUGUUAUUCCAUUUGGGGGAAAGGUUGUGGUGUUUGGAGGGGAUUUUAGGCAGGUCCUUCCUGUGGUCCUGCGUGUGACAAGAGCACAAAUCACUGACGCCACGCUGCAAAGUUCAUAUCUAUGGGAGAAAAUUAGACAAAUACGCCUCACCCGUAAUAUGAGAGCACAGACUGACCCGUGGUUCUCCAAAUACCUCUUGAGAAUUGACAAUGGAACGGAGGAGACGAUCGGUGAUGAUUAUGUGCGUCUGCCUGAUGACAUUGUGAUAGGUUACACACCUGGUGACGCACCAGUCAUGAAGCUUAUUGAACACGUGUUCCCAUCUCUUCAUGAGGACGCAUCAUCCGGUGCCUACAUGAGCACACGUGCUACUCUUUCUACCAAGAGUGAGCACGUGGACGAUCUAAAUGCAAAGAUGAUUGACAGGUUUCUCGGCCAAGAAAAGGUAUACUAUAGUUUUGAUUCCAUCGAUGAUGAUACACGCAAUAACUACCCAAUUGACUAUUUGAACAACCUCACUCCGAAUGGCUUGCCUCCCCAUAUUUUAAAAUUUAAAGUCAAUUGUCCUGUCAUUCCGCUCUGAAAUCUUGAUCCUAAUAACGGACUUUGCUAUCGGAUGACAUUGAUGAUUAGAGCUUCCCAAAAUAACGCAAUCGACGCCGAGAUUGUUGGUGGACAACAUGCUGGAAAGAGAGUGUUCAUCCCUAGGAUCCUGAUGGCACCCUCGGAGGAUACUUCACUUCCAUUCAAGUUGAAGAGGAAGCAAUUCCCUAUUCGUCUGAGUUUUGCUAUGACCAUAAACAAAGCCCAGGGGCAAACCAUCCCAACUGUUGGCAUUUACCUUUCAGAGCCUAUAUUCUCGCACGGCCAACUUUAUGUUGCACUGUCAAGGUUGUUUCAAGGCAGACAACUUGGGUUCUGGCAAAGCCAAAUAAAGAAAUAGAUCAAACGGGUAAAAGCACCAAGAACAUUGUGUACAGAUAUGUCUUGGAGGGAUAACACAGGUUUGCUCUUCAUGUACCAAGACCUUUGUGUGGAUUGAUUGUCCAAUUCCAAUAGCCAAGAUUGCAUCAUUGUCUGGCUUUGUUUGUUGCCCAAUUUGGCAGAUUUGGACCAGAACUCUCAGAUACAAAAGAGUAAUAACAUUUAUCUAAAUAAAACAAGACUGCAGUUGUGCUACCAUAAGAAGGGAGUAGAGUGUCUUGAUUACGAAGAUUCUUGCACAGAUACAAAAGAGUAUGCUGGUAUUGUGCCUGAUUAUGUUAUUUUGCUGUUGACUAGGGUACCUCAUGAUUCUACUUGCUUGGUAUUGGGCUUGAAAUAUCUUGAUUAUCUACCAACAUACUCUUUUGUAUCUGUGCAAGAAUCUUCGUAAUCAAGACACUCUAGUCCCUUCUUAUGGUAGCACAACUACAGUCUUGUUUUAUUUAGAUAAAUUUUAUUACUCUUUUGUAUCUGAGAGUUCUGGCCCAAAUCUGCCAAAUUGGGCGACGAAAAAGCCAGAAUGAUGCAAUCUUGGCUAUUGGAAUCGAACAAUCAAUCCACAGAAAGGUCUUGGUACAUGGAGAGCAAACCUGUGUUAUCCCUCCAAG